AAUGCCCCACUUGGACCGCUGUAUGGUUCGGCUCUCUUUCACCUCCUCUGAGUUUCUGUUUGGUUUUCCUCUCUCUCGUGAUAGAAAAAUCACAUUUGAAUUCACCGCGGGCUCUGAUCUCUGAACCCAAUUCGGAGAAUCAUGGAUGGAGUUGAUCACCUUGCCGACGAGAGGAUCAAGGCCGACUUCGAUGUCAACGAGAUGAAGAUCGUCUGGGCCGGUUCUCGCCACGCUUUUGAGAUUUCCGAUCGCAUAUCCCGUCUCGUCGCUAGUGAUCCGUUCUUUCGCAAGGACCAUAGAGGUGUGAUGGGCAGAAAGGAGUUGUUUAAGGACACACUGAGAAAAGCUGCUCAUGCGUGGAAGAGGAUCUUCGAGCUCCGUCUCUCUGAGGACGAGGCGGGAAGGCUGAGGUUUUUCGUGGAUCAUCCCUCCUUUCUCGAUCUACACUGGGGAAUGUUUAUGCCUGCAAUCAAGGGUCAGGGCACUGACGAGCAGCAGCAGAAGUGGUUAUCGCUGGCGAAUAGGAUGCAGAUUAUUGGGUGUUAUGCGCAAACUGAGUUGGGUCAUGGCUCAAAUGUUCAAGGCUUGGAGACAGUUGCCACUUUUGAUCCACACACAGAUGAGUUUGUCAUACACAGUCCAACUCUGACUUCAGCCAAAUGGUGGCCUGGUGGACUGGGAAAAGUUUCUACUCAUGCUGUUGUUUUUGCUCGUCUCAUAACCGAUGGUGAAGACUAUGGUAUCCAUGGAUUUAUCGUGCAACUGCGCAGUUUGGAUGACCAUUCUCCUCUCCCGGGCAUAACGGUUGGGGAUAUCGGGACGAAGUUUGGGAAUGGGGCAUAUAAUUCAAUGGACAACGGUUUUCUUAUGUUUGAUCAUGUUCGCAUUCCAAGAGAUCAAAUGCUUAUGAGACUGUCAAAAGUUACUAGGGAAGGAAAAUAUGUUCCAUCAGAUGUUCCGAGGCAAUUGGUGUAUAGUACUAUGGUGUAUGUGAGACAAACAAUUGUGGCUGAUGCUUCCAGUGCGCUGUCUCGGGCAGUUUGCAUAGCUACAAGGUACAGUGCUGUCCGGAGGCAAUUUGGGUCACAGAAAGGUGGUCCUGAGGCACAGGUUAUUGAUUAUAAAACUCAGCAGAAUAGAUUAUUUCCUUUGCUGGCAUCUGCUUACGCCUUUCGAUUUGUCGGGGAGUGGCUGAAAUGGCUGUACACGGAUGUCACUCAAAGACUGCAGGCCAAUGAUUUCUCAACGCUGCCUGAGGCUCAUGCAUGCACUGCAGGACUCAAGUCUUUGACUACCUCUGCCACUGCGGAUGGCAUUGAAGAAUGCCGUAAGUUAUGUGGUGGACAUGGCUACUUGUGGUGCAGUGGUCUCCCUGAGCUGUUUGCUGUCUAUGUUCCUGCUUGCACAUACGAAGGAGACAAUGUUGUGCUGUUGCUACAGGUGGCAAGAUUUCUCAUGAAGACAGUUUCCCAGCUGGGCUCAGGAAAGCCUCCUGUUGGGACAACAGCUUAUAUGGCUCGGGCAGAACACCUAAUGCAAUGUCGCCCUGGUGUUCAAAGGGCUGAGGAUUGGUUAAAACCUGGUGUGGUGAUGGAGGCGUUUGAGGCAAGAGCUUUGAGAAUGGCUGUUGCAUGUGCAAAAAAUCUCAGCAAGUUUGAGAAUCCUGAACAAGGAUUUGCAGAGCUCUCGUCUGAUUUGGCCGAGGCAGCAGUUGCUCAUUGCCAGUUGAUCGUCGUUUCCAAGUUUAUUGCGAAGCUGGAACAAGAGAUUAAUGGGAAGGGAGUGAAGAAACAGCUAGAGAACCUCUGUUACGUCUACGCUCUCCAUCUUCUCCACAAACACCUCGGCGAUUUCCUCACCACAGCUUGCAUCACUUCAAAACAAGCCUCUCUUGCCAGCGAUCAGCUCAGAUCCUUGUACUCUCAGGUGCGUCCGAACGCGGUGGCACUGGUGGACACGUUCAACUACACGGACCAUUACCUGGGCUCAGUGCUCGGCCGUUACGACGGUAACGUCUACCCGAACCUGUUAGAGGAAGCAUGGAAGGAUCCUCUCAACGACUCCGUCGUUCCAGACGGCUACCAUCAGUACAUCCGUCCGCUCAUCAAGCAGCAGCUCCGCACCUCUAGGCUCUGAACUCUCAACUUCUGCUCUUCCAUCACAUUGUUAUUAAAUUAAAAUUGAUGUUAUUUAAUCCCCCUCCCCAAAGGAAUCAGUUUUUUCUUAUGUUUUUUUUUUAAAUGAAGGGGAAAAUAAAUUGUUGAUUUUUUUUUA
Messenger RNA from Tarenaya hassleriana, 2274 nucleotides. Its product is annotated as peroxisomal acyl-coenzyme A oxidase 1-like. The transcript has 14 exons. Gene Ontology annotation, cellular component: peroxisome. The coding region runs from base 142 to 2136 and encodes 664 amino acids. The record is from RefSeq and is a predicted model, not a curated record. Gene Ontology annotation, molecular function: acyl-CoA oxidase activity; FAD binding; fatty acid binding. Gene Ontology annotation, biological process: fatty acid beta-oxidation using acyl-CoA oxidase; long-chain fatty acid metabolic process; lipid homeostasis. NCBI's taxonomy places the organism in Eukaryota, Viridiplantae, Streptophyta, Magnoliopsida, Brassicales, Cleomaceae.